CAUUUACGACAAUACACAAACAUUCGUAUUAAAACGUAGGCACAGAGACAUAUAAAUGCACCAAGGUGCAGCAAACACGAAUAGCCACAUGUUGGCCCUCUGGUGUCGCCUUUCUGGCCCAAAGGGCCUAAUAACUCGAGUAUCUGAGUGCUCGAGUAAUUUUCCCAGGUAAUUUGAACCCCAACAUGCUCCCAGCCUUGAUAUGCCUGCAGAUAUUAAUCUUAUGGGUGUUCCUUUCCCGUUUCGGCCAAGGAACCGCUAUUUUGGGCACCUCCAAGCCUCUCCCGUGUCUCUUCGGACAGGGUUCCUGAUUUCACCCCAUCGGACAGUUGCAACCGUUUCCCAUGCGAUACUUCGACUGUCUCGUCGACCUCCCCGAUCUUCCUUCUCUCCUCACGUGUGUAUUCCACCACCAUUCCUCCUCCCAACUCCGUGGCCUCGCUUGGCUGUUCCUGCUUUUUCGCACCUUCUAGCGCUCGCUUGACUUCCGCGGCCACCAACCGCACUGGUCGCCUCACGUGAGCACUUAUCGCAGCGCCUGUCGACUGUAA
Suhomyces tanzawaensis NRRL Y-17324 is the source of this 551-nucleotide messenger RNA. RefSeq lists its product as uncharacterized. Lineage: Eukaryota; Fungi; Ascomycota; Pichiomycetes; Serinales; Debaryomycetaceae. The record is from RefSeq and is a predicted model, not a curated record. The coding region runs from base 203 to 484 and encodes 93 amino acids. The transcript has a single exon.